Molecule: messenger RNA, 1581 nt
Organism: Pollicipes pollicipes
Lineage: Eukaryota; Metazoa; Arthropoda; Thecostraca; Pollicipedomorpha; Pollicipedidae
Exons: 3
Coding region: 111-536 (141 amino acids)
Source: RefSeq, a predicted model, not a curated record
UGCCGGAGCCCGAGUAGUGGCGGCGCGUGAGCGGCUGGGGUAGGUCGUCCCUGGCAACGGUGGCUGAAUCUUCUGUCGGGGGAUAACGCAGACUGUCAGAGUGCGCGGUGAUGAUGAAGUGCGUGCUUCGCUUGUUGGCGCUGGUCAUUCUGGCGGUGAAUGGUGCGGCGGCGCUGCGCUGCUACGCCUGCAUGCCGAACCGCAACAUCGCCGGCGUCUCGCUGCCGCGCGCCAUCGCCGACCGAGCGCACUCCUACCCGCGCUGCUCUCAGCUCAACGCGAAGGACCCCGAGCUGCGGUUCGAGAUGACCUGCCCGCGGGGCCUAGACAAGAGCUGCGUCAAGAUCCGAGACGAGCAUGGCAAUGAGAUGCGCAGCUGUUUCGGCAGUCACAAGUCCUCGUGCUCCAAGCAGACCAAGAAGGGCCAGGUGCUAUGCGUAUGCAAGGGCGACUUCUGCAACUCCGCACUCGUCAUCCGGCCGGCGCCGUUCGUCCUGUUCGUGCCGCUGGUCGCCGCCCUGCUCCGACUACACUAGCGCCGCCACGCGGCCGCCGCCCGCAGCGCUCAGCAGUAUUCGCUGGAGUGUGCUGUCACACAUGGGUGUCAUCGUUGGACGGAGGACGUAGCCCUGCUCUCACGCACAUAUUUUUGUUAAGUGUUGGCUGUAUGCGUGUGCCAACUGCAUGUUUGCCUCCACCGGGUCAGCUGACCCGGUGACGGGAGGGCCGUCAGAGGCAUCAACGGGGACGACAACCGCCCUGUCGUCACGUCCAGCCCGCCGCUACGAGCGGACGGAGACGCCCGCGCUCGCCCUGCUCCUGGUAUCAUAUCAGCCCGGCCUGCAGCCGCGGAGUGGAGUGAUGCCGACAGCGGAACGCCGGCGCUUUAGUGCAGAGACCGGACGUGCCGGCCGGCGGCGGAUCGUCGAGCGGCGGCUCCUGUCUGGCGCGGGGCGCGAGCCGGCGCACCGCCGGACCUCCACCGUGCUCCGCCCGGAGCUCGUUUUCCCGACCGACAGCGCCCAGGUGAGCGGCCGCCACCCGACCGACAGCGCCCAGGUGAGAAGGGCCAGACGCCGUCUACAGCUGGCGCCGACAAGAGGCAGGCGUCGGCCCGGCCGCCGGAGGAGCCACCGCCGCCGGCCACGGACCCCGCGGCCCCGCCGGAGCUCCGGCGGCUCUGGACGCGGACCCAGCGGCCAACACUGUGGCUCGCCAGCCGCCCGACCACAACUCUUCCAGACUGGCUUCCUCGAUACUGGCUCCAUGUGGCCUGCGAAUCACCAUAUGCGCAGGCUGCGGACGGCGACCAAAGGCGCAUGCGCAGCGUGCCGACGGCGCCUGCUGAGUGCACCAGUGACCCCGGCGGCGCCUCAUAGUGUGAUGUCGUCUGCGCCGAGGUCUCUGUGUCGGCGAUGUUCCUGCAGUGGCCGCGUCCUGCGGUAGUGCCGUGGUGGCAGACUGGAGGCCAUGCUCUUGCCGCCCUGCUCUCGUCCAUCGGCGGACCUGAUACGCCGCCUCUCAGCCGGACGGCCGGCUUUUGUACAAAUCGAACACAAUAUAUCCAUAGCGCAAAUCAAA